AUGGUUUGGGCCAGGCAGAUAGACAACGAUGUGGGUGGGUUCCCGUUCAUGGACAAUUCGACGUCCGCGAUUAUCAACGACCUCAAACUCGCCGUUGCCAAGCAGGUCCGGACCAUGAUUAUUAUUCUUGCUGGAUUCAAUAUUGCCAUGGCUGUGGUUCUGGCAUUCGUCAUUUUUCGGAAUUGUUACAAGGGAGCGAAGAGGAGUGAUCCAGCUUUUGGAUUUCGUUCGUCAGUCUUCAAAUUUAUAGAAACAUCAGAAAUAUUCCCUUUCGUCUUGUCUAUCGGCAUAGCAAUACAGGGUAUUGUAUAUGUGGUUAGCCAGACCAAGGGACUGGAGGGGCUUCUUAUCCUCGGAUGCACGUCAAUAUCUCAGGCUAUGUUGCCGGCCUUAUUUACUGUUCCCUAUAUACAGCUCAUCUUUGGUUUGGAAACAACGGUGCAGGCACUGAGGCGACGACCAUUUGAACGGCGAUCCAGAUGGGUCAUCGUUGCCUGUCUUGUCACUGUCAUCAUUGGUGCCGUGGCGAUGUACGUGGUAACGCGCUUUAUCAGGCCGCCAGACCUGUGCUAUGCUUCUCUUUUCUGGUUUGUCCAGACUUGGAGACUUGAGUCGUUCAUCCUGUUAACGACAAUUUCUUGCAUCCUGAUCAUCGGGGCCAUAAUCAUAUUUGUUCGGCUACAUCGAGACCCAUCAGUCGGCAUUAUUGAAAGGACGGGCGCCUCUAGAAUGGUCUACUAUAUGAUUCUGGGCGCUGUCAUAAACGGCUUGAUGGCUCCCUUCUUCUUUAGCAUCUCGUCUCAAAACCCACUCGCACUGACACAAAUACAACUGAGCCUAAAUAUGGUGGCUUCUGUGGCAAGUAACGUAUCGGGGAUCACAUUUGGCGUCCUCUAUCUCUUUCUCCGCUCCCGAAAGAUGCAGAAGAUUGGUCCGUUAGGACACCUUGAACUCGGCGCUCCGCGAAAAGAAAAAUCCGUCGAAUCAUGGCCCGGGACAGAUAUUUUCAACACGCAGAUCGAGCAACCAGUAUCACCGGCGAGGAUAUUUGAGUCUCGCGCAAGUACAAGAAUGUCAGAGGCUAUUGGAGAGACUGCAGAGAACACAAACGGAAAUGGUCACGGCUUUGAGACGAUCCCUAUAACACCUCUAUUCAACAGAGUCGCUGCUGACGGCUCCGAAUUGAUGAAUGUGGCUCCGUCGCCCGUUGUGACUCGGGCUCGGAAAGACUCGUACAGUCUGUUUCCAAGUCAACGAGAGGCGGUUGAAGCAAGACCCAAAACCAGCAACAGCAUUCUUCUCCCUUCCACGACAUAUUCGCCAACAGGAGGCAACGAAAAUACGGCACGAGGCAACGAGAUGUUUAUAGACUUGUUGCCGCCACCUUCGAUCCGCAUUUCGGGCGCUCCUAGACACAACCGAGACUCUUCGCUGGUGUCUUCCGCGACAGUCCAGAUUGGUCUAAGAGUAUCCAAUCUUGCCGAUGUGACGCGCUUGGAAGCCCCGUUCUACUUUUCCCCCGAGCGGCCCUUUUCACCUACUCGACCCGAUUCCUCGUUUGCCGCCAGGCCCUCAUACACACCCUCUACUCGUGACAUCGGCCUAGCUGUCAGUGAUGAUUACAGGAAUUCGGCUUGUUCGCCUAUUAGAGCAACCGCUGAGAUGGAGCAAAGUGAAAAGCCUAUCACUCUCAGUCCUACAGUAUACAGCCCAAACAACGCUUCCGUUUCUCCACGGGCAAAGACAAGCCGCCGAAGUAUUGACUCUGUUCCUUCAACGCCAGGUGCUUCCAACGCCGAUGCUAGUCAUUCAGUUGGAACAACGGAAUGGAUUUAG
This is a messenger RNA of Trichoderma harzianum CBS 226.95, 1836 nucleotides long. RefSeq lists its product as hypothetical. NCBI's taxonomy places the organism in Eukaryota, Fungi, Ascomycota, Sordariomycetes, Hypocreales, Hypocreaceae. The coding region runs from base 1 to 1836 and encodes 611 amino acids. The record is from RefSeq and is a predicted model, not a curated record. The transcript has 4 exons.